Messenger RNA from Hirundo rustica (Barn swallow), 3565 nucleotides. Its product is annotated as cx9C motif-containing protein 4-like. The transcript is spliced from 4 exons. The record is from RefSeq and is a predicted model, not a curated record. The coding region runs from base 1787 to 2302 and encodes 171 amino acids. Gene Ontology annotation, molecular function: protein serine/threonine kinase activator activity. Gene Ontology annotation, cellular component: mitochondrial intermembrane space. Lineage: Eukaryota; Metazoa; Chordata; Aves; Passeriformes; Hirundinidae.
UUGGAUAGGAGACCUUGCAGGAGAGUUUAUUACAGUAAGAAACACAGCUCACUUACUGAGACGUAUUUUUCUGUUGCUGGAACCACUCUUGAGCCUUCUGGUUCUGGGGAUGAUGACCCAUAGAAAUUCCAGCUUUGAAUGGAAUAAAAGCAGGACCAUGGGCAUUUGUGAUCAUGAUGGAACUUUCUGCAGUUUACUGCAGAGUAGGAGAGUAUCCUGGCCGAAUUCCACCUGGGGUGAUUACGUUCAGCUGACUGAAAAUGAGCAGUGGCAAUUGCUGUAUUUCACUGUUGGGCAGCGUUCCACACAGGGGUUUAAAUUUGUAACGUGCCUUAGGUAAAGCAGAAAGGAAAAGAAUUACAGAAAUGUCCCUUUAACCCUAAUUUCCUGCAGGCCUUGUGAGGCUUGUCAGGCUGCUGUCACAUUCCUGUAGGUGCCAUGAUCCAGCUGGCAGGGCAUUCCUUGGAAUGCCUGUCCCUCAUCACAGGGUGGCUGUGAGAGCAGCGGUGCUUUGUGUAGGGCACACACACAUUCCCACACAUCGAGCAAGGAAACAAACAAUGGGGGGAAAAAAAGCAGUAAUGAAAGAACACUCAAAGUUUUCUUUGUGACGGUGCUGUUCAGGCUGAUCUGUGGUUGGUGUUUUGUUCUCACAAAGGCUGAGUGCUCCUUUGGCUCAAAAAGGUAGAGAAACACUGAUGUAAGAUACAGAAGGCAUCAUGCAAGAGUAUUAUCUGUUAUAUAUGCACCCCAAUGUAUAACGAUAACAUUUUUUUUUUUCUCUCCCUGACUUUCCCUCCUUUAUUUUGUACCCAGAUUUUCUUGCUCCUGUUUGAAAUAUGCCUUAUAACCUUACAAGUUUUCGGAAGACCACUGUGUUUCACUGGGAUAAGGAAUAUUGCAUCUGCUUCAUAGCAGGAGGAUGUUGUAUGUGUUACAGCUUAACUUUGUUCUACUUUACACCUAGAUAAAGGAUGAAGACUGUCUGUACCAUUUUGAUUACCUCUUCUAGGGUUCACAGAGAAUCAUUACCCCUGACCUCAAUUUGCUAAUGGCUCAGCUUGAUCUAACUGGCACACAGAUAAAAAAUGUGCUGUUAAACAAAAGUUACAGUAGCAGGAACCACCUCAAUGCCCCAAGCUCCUCUGCCCGUGUCGGUGGCUCUCUGUGACCAGCCAAAAGCCGAGCGCCGCAGUCCCGAGUGCUGCUCCCGAGGAGUUUGGGUGUGAACGGACAGUGCUGCCACCCCGAGAGAUGAGACAAAGGACCCCGCACCCCGACAGCUCUGCGAGCUCCAAAGAUGAGAGUCCUGCACACCGACUUCUGUGCUUUGUCUCCAGACUGAUCUUCGUUCCUGUUAAGCUCACCUCACUGCUGGUCACGGGUUUUGCUUUUGGGAUUUAGAGCACCUCAUUUUUCCUCCCCCUCCCCGUUUUACACAAAGACUGUUAAUAGGACUGUUAGCGGCGCGAGCGAAGCCGACGCUCGCAGGGUUUAACUUUGUACCGAUAGCACCUUUUGCCCCAGAAUGCCUUACCAACGCCACCCAGCACGCGUGUCCCAGCCUACGACUUGGCCUGACCUUUCCGCUGCCUCAGGCGCCACCUCAGCCUCCCGAGCUGACUUUUAGGGACACUUCCGCACGUAGCAUCUCAUCCAACGAGUCACACACCUCCUGCCUGCCGGCUCCGGGAGCUGUCUCCGUGAAUGUGCUCAGAGCUAAAGCCGCCACGCGUGCUCCCCGCGGGCCGAUGCCGUCCAGCUGAGCUGCGGAAGCGCCCGAGGGAUGGCACAGGGCGGGGAGGCCGGCGCUCCUCCCGUGCGGCUCUGGGUGCGGCGCGUAGGGGUUUACUGCGAUGAGCACCGCAAAACCUGGCUCGUGGCUGCGGAAGAGGAGGAAGGUAUGCUGAGGGCUCGGAUCCAAAGAGUUCAGGUUCCCCUGGGUGAGGCGCUGCGACCCAGCCAGCUCCCCCCAUCCCGGCUGCCUCACAUGUGGCAGCUGUCCCAGGGUGAGCAGUACAGGGAUAGUAACUCUCGCGUUUGGGAGAUAGAGCACCAUCUCAUGUUCCUGAACAUGUCCCAGAAGGAUCCCUGCCAGAAACAAGCCUGUGAAAUACAGAAAUGCCUGCAAGCGAACAACUACCUGGAGUCCAAGUGCGAAGCUGUGCUUCAGGAGAUGCGGAAAUGCUGCGCUCGGUACGGCAAGGGCAGAUCCGUCUGUUGUUCAGGGUUUGAGAGAGAAGAAAGGGAGAGAGAAAAGGUUAAGUUGGCUUCAGAAGGAAUUUCCCCACCACCUCAGUAACACAAUGCAGCUCCAGCGGGUGCUGGAGUGUGGACUCACUUGAAGAGCUCGUGUGUGUUUUUUUCAAGCCUUCUUUAGACUUUCAGAAAAGCCAGAUUGCUCCUGGAACACACCGUUCGGCACACCAAAAAGCAUUACACAGUACCAACUUAUGGCCUGGUUAACAAACUUUAUUUUCUGUAUGAAAACAUAGUCUAUGUUGCCUCUGCAUCACACCUGUGAAAUGUCAACUCAAUGUUUUUAGGAUGCUUACCUUACUCUAAUCCAUCCUUGCUCUUAAAAUGGAGAAUUGAAACCGAGUUAUUCUGGCUUCCGGAGCGAGAGGUACAGGAAAUGAGCUCAGAAGAGUGAGUUUAAACAUGAAACAAACCCAUCUUGAUAACAACAAAGGUAUUGCUGCCACCACGCAGUAGUUCCAGACAACAUUUGCCUGUCCAGUGGUUCAAGCUCAAGAAUGGUAAUCAGGUCUGGUGAUUGUUCCUAAGUCUUGCAUAGAUCAUGAGUGACUACAAGUCACUUUGCCUAAGUGCCUCACUUUUCCACUGGACAGAGUUGUUUAUUUUAUAUCUGAAUUGCCUACACGCUGCUAUUUGCAUGAUAAAGAUGUUACAGGAGUAUUAUUUCAGGGAUUGCUACAGGGAUAGGCUAUUUUUUUAAAAAAGCAAUAUUCAUUUGAAAGAUUUGACUGUUGAUACAAAAUUUAUAAACUUAUGUCUAAUUGAACACCUUUAAGCAAUAUGCUUUGAAUCCUAGUCUAAUUAAAACUGCUGAUACCCAAAGGCCUGUCACAGAGCCCUGGGCUAGAUCCAAGAACUGACUUAGGUGCUGCUUACUGAACAAGCAGUUGUAGGCAGUUAUUUUCCACACAUCAUUCCAGACUCACUCCCAAGCCGGCUGUGUCUGGACCACAGGAGAGAUGGCUUUCCAGAAGCUCUCGGCCAUGCAGCAGAAUUUCCUGUAACCUGUAGGAAGAGCUCAUAGACAGGUUCCUGCACCACCCUUCAGAGCUGCCUGUCUCGCUGUCCCCUGUAGCAGGAGUCCAGGCACCCAAAUAUCAGGCUCCCAACCCACUAGCCCUAACUCUGUAUUAGAUCUAGCCGUAAAGGACUUUUGUGCUGUGAUCAAGUACAACUUACUUAUGAAAUAGAGCUUCUAUAAACCACUGAGGCCUAGGCACAAUAGUUGUGUGUAUUGAAGCCUAGAAGAGCAAACCAUCUGUAUUCACUGCUCUGAAAUACCAUGGUACAAAAUAAACGACUGGAA